Molecule: messenger RNA, 1549 nt
Organism: Syngnathoides biaculeatus (alligator pipefish)
Lineage: Eukaryota; Metazoa; Chordata; Actinopteri; Syngnathiformes; Syngnathidae
Gene: gale
Product: UDP-galactose-4-epimerase
Exons: 11
Coding region: 93-1148 (351 amino acids)
Biological process (GO): beta-D-galactose catabolic process via UDP-galactose, Leloir pathway
Cellular component (GO): cytosol
Molecular function (GO): UDP-glucose 4-epimerase activity
Source: RefSeq, a predicted model, not a curated record
CCGUAGGAGAGGCAAGUAUUUGGUCUCGAUCACUCUGCAUGUAAUGUUGUAUUUUCAUCUCAUUUAACGACCACCGGAAGAUUAUUUCAAAAAUGGCAGAGAAGGUGCUGGUCACAGGCGGUGCAGGUUACAUUGGAAGUCACUGUGUGCUGGAGCUAAUUGAUGCAGGCUACCAGCCAAUUGUGGUUGAUAAUUUCAGCAAUGCUGUAAGAGGAGGAGAAGGGGGUAUGCCGGAAAGUAUACUCAGGAUAGAGAAGUUUCGGGACACCAACAUUGAGUUUCAUGAACUCGACCUUCUGGACAAAGCCGGCCUGGAGGGACUUUUCAAAACGCAUUCCUUCAGCGCCGUGAUCCACUUUGCUGGCCUGAAGGCUGUCGGAGAGUCCACGCAACAGCCAUUACGCUAUUACAGGGUCAACCUUAUCGCCUCAAUGAACCUGCUGGAGGUGAUGCAGGCUCACGGGGUGCACAAUCUGGUGUUUAGCAGCUCAGCUACAGUGUACGGAGAGCCCCAGCGUCUUCCCAUUGACGAGCAGCACCCCGUUGGCAACUGUACAAACCCUUAUGGCAAGACCAAGUACUUCAUAGAGGAGAUGAUCAAGGACCACUGUAAAGCUGAGAAGAAUUGGAAUGCAGUCUUGCUGCGAUAUUUCAACCCCAUCGGUGCUCAUUCCUCUGGCCUCAUCGGAGAGGACCCCCAGGGUAUCCCCAACAACUUAUUGCCAUAUGUCGCUCAGGUAGCUGUUGGAAGAAGGAAUUGCCUCAACGUAUUUGGGAACGACUAUGACACGCUGGACGGGACAGGUGUGAGAGAUUAUAUUCAUAUUGUCGACUUGGCAAAGGGACACAUAGCUGCACUGAAGAAGCUGAAGGACAACUGUGGGUGCAAGGUUUACAACCUUGGAACAGGAAAAGGCUACUCUGUGCUCCAGAUAGUCAAUGCUAUGAAGAAGGCCUCUGGGAAGGAAAUUCCCUACAAGAUUGCCCCCCGUCGAGAAGGAGAUGCAGCGUCCUGUUACGCUGACCCUCGCCUGGCUGAGAAGGAGCUCGGCUGGAAGGCUGACUUUGCACUGGAAAGAAUGUGUGAGGAUAUUUGGCGUUGGCAGUCGAUGAACCCCACUGGAUUUUCCAAAGAGCCAGCUUCCUGACCCCGUUUGUUUUUUUUUUUUUUUUUAGUUGUUUUUUUUUACAAUUGCUAAAUCAAAGGGCCAAAGUUUUAAUGUUUUUCACACUAACAAAGGGAGAUAUGAAUGAUGGUUUUAACUAACCCCUUUGGAGAGGCAAUGUAAGCCUUUUUUGAUUGAAAUGGAUAUUUGAAAUGAAUCCUACAUGCUUAGUAGAGGUAGUAGAAAAUAGAAUGGCUGGUAAAAUUGAUAAGGGUUGUUUUUUUUAUGUUGAAUGCAAAGUCUGGAAAUUAUUAUUAUAUACACUAAUAACUGUCAAGGGUGUGAUUUAGAAAUUCUAUGAUAUAUGGAAAAGGUACCCUAAUUAGGGUUGGUAUCGCAUCACUUGAAAGAGAAAAUGGUUGAAAAAUAAAUGUUCUAUUUUA